Molecule: messenger RNA, 2347 nt
Organism: Pundamilia nyererei
Lineage: Eukaryota; Metazoa; Chordata; Actinopteri; Cichliformes; Cichlidae
Product: 5-hydroxytryptamine receptor 4
Exons: 7
Coding region: 182-1495 (437 amino acids)
Biological process (GO): positive regulation of MAPK cascade; chemical synaptic transmission; regulation of appetite
Cellular component (GO): plasma membrane
Molecular function (GO): G protein-coupled serotonin receptor activity
Source: RefSeq, a predicted model, not a curated record
UCAGACUCGCCGGGCUCGCGGCAGCUUUCACACUUCUGUCAUGUCAGUAGGAAUAUAAGGGGAAUACACGCGCAGGGGGGAAUAUUUGACUGUGCGCAAGGGAGGCGUGGAGCCCGACACAGGGCUGUAGCAUGGGGUGAUGAGGACUCUCCUUUGCUAAUCUCAAUGCAGAUGACUAGUGAUGGCCACAGCAUCACCUCAACAUUUGUUGGAUGAUAUAAAAAACUCUGAAGAACAACAGCCAGGCCAACAGGAGCAGCAGGAAUUCUUGAGCUCCCUGGAGACCAUCGCUCUCUCUAUCUUUCUCUCGCUCAUCAUUAUCAUGACAGUUUUUGGCAACCUGUUGGUCAUGGUGGCGCUCUGCAAGGACCGACACUUGCGAAAGAAAAAGACAAACUACUUUAUUGUCUCGCUGGCGUUUGCUGACUUGCUGGUUGCUCUGGUUGUGAUGCCCUUUGCUGCCAUCGAACUGACCACUGGCCAGUGGCGCUAUGGAGAGAUUUUCUGCCUGGUGCGAACAUCUCUGGACGUCCUGUUGACCACAGCAUCCAUCCUGCACCUCUGCUGCAUUGCACUGGAUAGGUAUUAUGCCAUCUGCUGCCAGCCAUUGGUGUAUAGACACAAGAUGACCCCGAUGAGGGUGGCAGUCAUGCUCAGUGGCUGUUGGCUCAUUCCCACAUUUAUCUCCUUUCUACCCAUCAUGCAAAGCUGGAACGCCAUCGGGAUCGAGGAUAUUAUUGAAGAGCGGCGAGCCUUGGCGGGAGGCUCGAACGACACAAGUUGUGUGUUUCUAGUUAACCGGCCGUACGCCCUGAUCUGCUCUGCAGUGGCCUUCUACGUGCCGCUGGGCCUCAUGGUCCUAGCCUACCAGCGUAUCUAUGUUACUGCCAUGACCCACGUGCGGCAGAUAGAGACACUUCAACGUGCCGGCUCUGCUCCAGUCACCGGCACAAUUCCAGUCAUUACCGUGAGGACAUCCACUUCCUCAGAUCCUUUGGAGCAUUACCGCCUUAGGACACCAACAGGUUCCUCCUCCUCAGAGCAGGCUCCUGUAGGUCACAGCCGCAUGCGCAUUGAGACCAAGGCAGCAAAGACGUUGGCGGUUAUAAUGGGUUGUUUCUGCCUGUGCUGGGCUCCAUUCUUUAUCACCAACAUAGUGGACCCUUUCAUCCACUACUCGGUACCCUGGCAGCUGUGGACAGCCUGGUUGUGGCUUGGGUACAUUAACUCAGGGCUAAACCCUUUCCUGUACGCCUUCCUAAACCGGGCUUUUCGGAGGGCGUUUCUGGUCAUUCUCUGCUGCGGGGAUGAGCGGUACGCACGGCAGGGGAGCUGCUCCUAUGGACCAACCCACAGAGCAUGCUCAGCUGCAUCAGUCAAUGGGACAUCCAUGGCACUGAGAUUGUCCUUCCUGCCAAACCGGAGCUACAGCGACAAUGGACGGACAAUUCUGGCCAAUGAGCAGGAAUCCCAGGACUCUCUUGGACCUCUAUGAGGAUGACUAUUUUAAAAACAGAACUGUGAUGAACCUUGAGGUGGACUUCCUCAAAUAAUAGUGAUCGUGUCCCUUCUGGAUAUUCGAGCUAUGAUAAUGCAUCAUCAUUGUCUGAUUUACUUUACUUACUGGUCCUGUCCAUGGAUCUCUAAAGAUGUUCAUUACUCAAGUGUGGAGCAUCAGAACGGACUUGUUUGUUAUAAAAUAGUUGGAUCAAGGAACUGUGCAAAUGUUUCCAGGCAUGCUCUUAUUAUAAAGCCCAAAGAACUAGUCUGGAUCCUGGGAUCAGCGAACUGCAAGCCCAUCCAUGUUAACAUAAUGUGAGACUCAUUAACCUAACUUAAAACCACAAGCUGUAGCAGAGCUACCUGCCUGCUGCUCAUACAAAUGUUUGUUCAUAUAAGAAUACGGCUUCUUUUACAGUACUGCUUUCUUUUCCUGUCUUUUACCAGCAUAAACUAAACAGCUAAGGUGGCACUGGAGUAUGACACAGAGUUUUUAAAAAGGACUUCAUAAUUUCUGUUUUUCAUUUCUAAUCCUGCUGUGAACAAAAACACCAAAGACUGAAGACAUGGACAUUUUUGAUUGAUUUCUCCCAGGAAAGGCAUCAGCGGCAUCAUGCAGUUCAAACAGUGCUGAAGCACCUGCAUAACGUUUUCAUGGAACAUAAAACAUGGCCGGACUUUUGUAUGCAGGCCAGCCGCAAAGUUGAAGUGUAGCUUUACGCCAAUGUGAAAAAAUGUAUGUCAAAACAUUUAUCGUGGUUUUCAUCGUUCUGCAGAGAAUGACGGUGAUCUGUGUUGGAGAAUAUGCUUUACUUUUGUAAAUUUAUAAGAUAAACUUCUGUAACAA